Messenger RNA from Nothoprocta perdicaria, 1272 nucleotides. Its product is annotated as tubulin beta-7 chain-like. The transcript has 4 exons. Lineage: Eukaryota; Metazoa; Chordata; Aves; Tinamiformes; Tinamidae. Gene Ontology annotation, cellular component: microtubule; cytoplasm. The record is from RefSeq and is a predicted model, not a curated record. Gene Ontology annotation, biological process: mitotic cell cycle; microtubule cytoskeleton organization. Bases 9 to 515 code for a protein of 168 amino acids. Gene Ontology annotation, molecular function: GTP binding; GTPase activity; structural constituent of cytoskeleton.
CCGCCACCAUGAGGGAGAUCGUGCACAUCCAGGCCGGCCAGUGCGGCAACCAGAUCGGCGCCAAGUUCUGGGAGGUCAUCAGUGACGAGCACGGCAUCGACCCCACGGGCACCUACCACGGGGACAGCGACCUGCAGCUCGACCGCAUCAGCGUCUACUACAACGAGGCCACCGGGGGCAAGUACGUCCCGCGCGCCAUCCUGGUGGACCUGGAGCCGGGCACCAUGGACUCGGUGCGAUCGGGGCCCUUCGGGCAGAUCUUCCGGCCGGACAACUUCGUCUUCGGUGAGUGGCACCAAGGCAGCCCCAAGGGGUCCUCAAGGUGGCCUCGUGGUGGCUGCCGGGGUGGCCGCAAGGCCUUCCUCCACUGGUACACGGGCGAGGGCAUGGACGAGAUGGAGUUCACCGAGGCCGAGAGCAACAUGAACGACCUGGUCUCCGAGUACCAGCAGUACCAGGACGCCACGGCCGAGGAGGAGGAGGACUUCGGCGAGGAGGCCGAAGAGGAGGCGUGAGGGGCCCCCCGUGCUUCGUGGCCGCAGAGGCCUUGUCCAUCAUCACCAUCAUCRUCGUCGUCGUCGCCGGAGAACCUUGUCCAUCAUCAUUGUCGUCAACAGAGAACCCUAGACCUUCGUCAUUGCCAGGAACCCUAGACCUUCGUCAUCGUCACCAGAGAACCCUUGGCCUUCAUCGUUGCUGGGGAACCCUUGUCCAGCAUCGCUGUCACCAGAGAGCCCUCAUCCUCCGUCUGUGUCAAUGGAGACCCUUGUCCAUCAUCAUCAUCGACGGAGAACCCUAGCCCAUCAUCAUUGUCAACAGAGAAUCCUCAUCCCUCCUCAAGUGUCAAUGGAGACCCYUAGACCUUCAUCACUGUCACCAGAGAACCCUUGUCCGUUGUCAACAUCGCUGGAGAACCCUAGACCUUCAUCAUCAUCACCGCAGAAUCCUUGGCCUUUGUCACCGCCGGAGACCCCUCGUCCAUCAUCAUCGUCACCGAAGAGCCCUCGUCCUUCCUCUGCGUCGAUGGAAACCCCUUGGCCUUCAUCAUGUCACCAGAGAACCCUGAUCCUCACUGAAGAUGAUGAAGACCUCCCACUGAUCUUCACUGCCACAGAUCAUGCGCUCAUAAAGAGCCCUUGACCUUCAUCAUCAUCACAGAAGAACCCAUCGACGAGAGCCCUCGUCCCUCCCUUGGUGUCAGUGGAGACCCCUGGACCAUCAUCAUGGUCACUGGAGAGCCCUCGUCCUUCGUCGGCACCUGAGGACCUUCCU